Messenger RNA from Scatophagus argus, 3299 nucleotides. It is a transcript of the gene c6h1orf52, whose product is annotated as chromosome 6 C1orf52 homolog. The record is from RefSeq and is a predicted model, not a curated record. The transcript is spliced from 3 exons. The coding region runs from base 164 to 829 and encodes 221 amino acids. Lineage: Eukaryota; Metazoa; Chordata; Actinopteri; Scatophagidae.
ACUCAACUGCUUUACGACUAUUUUGGAGGCUGAUUCAAAAUGGAGUAAUUAGCGCUAAGAGCAACGAAUCAAACUCAAUUAGGUUCCGCAGCUUUAUCUUCAUCUUUUCAUUGUUUUAAUUUAACCGGCUGUUACACGUCAGGAAACUAGUAACUCCUGCAAGAUGGCAGAAGAAAAGAAGACAGGCACAUUAGGUUUCUUCUCGAGCUACGACGAUUUGAGCGACAGCAGCGAUGGCAGCGACUCCGACGAGGAGGGAGAAAGUCGAAAGAGGAGACCACAGACGGACGCUGCGGCAAGCGGGGCUCCGUCCUCCCAACAAGGAGCCAAACGGGCAGCCGGUGGAGCUCCUUUACCCAAACCUGACGAGCUGUUCCGCUCCGUGUCCAAGCCUGCUUUUCUUUACAAUCCACUGAAUAAGGAGAUUGACUGGGACAGUCUCACGGUCAAACCUCCGGAAGAGCCUGCCAGGGAGUUUAAGCCAUGGAAGACAAACGCUGUACCUCCACCAGAGAGCUACACUGCAGAGCCAGAGAAGAAGAAGGGACCUCCCCCAGGCAUGGACAUGGCUAUAAAGUGGUCCAGUGUGUAUGAAGACAAUGGGGAAGAUGCACCAAAGCCUUACACUGGAAAAGCUCAGUUCUUACCCGCAGAGGAACAACCCUCUGACUCAGAUGAGGAAUCAAACCAGGCACUCAUGUCUGCCAAGAAACGCAGAGUGGAGACGUUCCAGCAGAAGGAGAAGAGGAAGAGGGACAUGGGACAAGCUACCUCUGACAAGAAUUUCGUUGAAGAGGAGAAAAGGAUCCUGAGGCAAAAGAUUGAGUGAGGAUUGAACUGCCUGCAACAAGGAAUCUGGUCCUUAUUUGUUUUUUUGUUUUAGAUGCACCAAUACCAUUUUCUUCUGAACAAGUACAUUUGGGUACUUGCCCAUAGUGAGAUGUGAGUACUAUUGCUUCACAAAGUAAACUGAGCUCAUAUACAUGCAUUGAUUGUCAGGGAGCUCAUAUUUAGACCCAAAUAUUCCCAGAGCCCACUGAGGCUGUAUGAGUGAUUAUAGCAUGUAGUUCAUGCUUUUCCAUUGGGUCUGCACGGCUUGUUGGGUUCUUGACAAUUUAACAGAGUAUAGUUUGCAGUCUGCUUUACUUUUGUCAUCAUUGCUAAUCCCAAAAUAUCUCCGUUCUGCUGACAUUGCUCCUCCUCCGCCCAUCUGCUCCGCUCAGCUGACGAGAUGUUAAUCUUGUAUCAGUGCAUUCGUGCAUUUUAUAUCAGCCAUGAAAAUUCUCAAAUAUUAGCACAAUGGUCCAGUAGGAGGUGAUGCUGACAGGAAUUUUACCUUUAUGUUAACCUAUUAUCUGUUUUGAUUGCAAUAGACUGCACACUUUAAACUGUAGCUUAUGUGUAGUAUAUGUACGGCUGCCAAAUUUCCAGCUUAAAGGUAUACUAUGCAAGAUUUGAUGGUUGCUGUUUGUUAAGGCACCAUUCAAAGGUGGGUCCUCCUCGCUGACUUAGUGGUCGAGACAGAGGCAUUUUUUACACAGAGACUGCACAAAAUUGCAGCAGUAAAGAUCGUUAUUUACUGUGCCUUUCAUUAAUCAACACUGAACAGAACAAUAGCGGCACAACACCAGUCCAGCGUGUGAUUCUGGAGGUGUGAACUGUAACACAACAGUGUCAGUGUUUAGUGUGAUGCUGUGCAUGCGCAUCAAAAAGCACUUUGUUGGCCUAACAAAGGCCUAACAUGGCAAUAACAAUCUUUUACCGUGCAUGAUGGAUGGCGGUUCAUUCUUCUCCCGGCUCAGAUGGUGAGGAGCUUCAUCUUGUCUGCUGUUUGCUCCUCUGCUUUGGCUGUGUGUCGCUCAGCCCUGCACUCGGUCAAACAGACUUGCAAACCUGCAGCUCUUUGUAUGUCCAUGAUGAACAAAGAGAGAGAGAGAACAGAAGCAGAGCAGAGAGACGGAAAGCGUAAUGUAAUCUGGUCAAUCUUUUAGAGGGUCUCGACUUCACACCCUGCAUGAUUUUUAUUAGCUGGGGGCUACACAUACCACAUUACGCGUUAGCCCAGAGGUUGACACCCAGAAACAUCCUGAAACAGCAAAAUGCUAAGAGCAGAAGAAAAUGCAGGCAGGGGGCAACAUCUCAAACACUGCCACACAUUUCUCAUGGCUCUUAAGUGGUGAUUGAGAGGGAUUACUUUUGUAAUUCUGGAGUCUACACAUUGUGUUUUUUGAGGGAAAUCCUGCACAGUAUACCUUUAAGAAUUUAGACUCUAGUAAAUCUCUGUGGACUAUUUUCCAAAGUUAUGUGAAAAUUCAGGACUUUUACACUCUGGAUUGUGUUUUCAUAGUUUUGUCAGUCAUCCUCACCAGCUCCCCUCCAUGGACACAGGGAUGAGAGAACACAGCAGCCUUUUAACAUGUACUGGGCUUCACCAAACGUUCGAUUAGACGGGUUUAGUCCCACUUGGGCGUCACAUUUACUUCCAAAUAUGCAGUUUAAACAACAAGGUGAAAUGAGACUUGUUUAAACCUGCCUGACUGCUCUUGUUUGAGUCUCUGUGUCUCUGUGUCCUUGUAGUGAAGUUGUUAAUAAAAUGGUAAUAAUAACCAAUAAGGAUGAAGGCCAAAGCUGCCAAAAAAACCCCCAAAACUUUAGAGUUCAUUCUACCGUGACACAUUGAACAUAAAGUGUAGUUUUGUUGGCUUUGCUUCUUCUUUGUUUUAAUUUAUUGAUCUAAAAUUGCAGUGAUGUCUUGAUGUGGUGGUUCACUGUGUUUGUCUGGUAUUGUACAAACAUCUAAUCUCCACUGAAAUAUGUGAUUUUAAAAAAAAUGCUGUAAAUUUGUAGUAAUCUUUAAAGAAAUGGCUGUUCUUCCUGCUUAUGGGCACUAGAUGUCGCCCUUAAGCUACACUAGAAAACACUCCCUUCGUGUUUGUAGUGAAGUGUGCUGUAUUUUGUGUAAACGUCAGGCAUCCAAAUCACAGCCGAGAUCUGUGUGUAUCCAGUUUUUGUCAUGAAGGGAGUUCUGUUCUUCGAUCGGGAAGUUUGUCUCAUCUCAGUUCUCUUGAGAUACUUGAUGCAUACAGACUGUUUGUUCAGUCUCAUGUACCUUGUAUUACACAACUCUUGACAUCUGUGUGAAAUAAAAUGUCUUGCCUGUGAAGUGUUAUAUCAGAAGAUGAACGUUGUACUCUUUAGUGGACCCUUUGUUUCUGCCAGCAAAUCUCUUUUGUUGGCUGGCAUUUUUUUGAGUGUUAUCAUAAACCACUUAGCAAUAAAAAAAUAUUUUACUGGAAAAA